GUCAAAACUGAACGGUUUUCAAUUUCAACAGAUACUGCCGUGACCAUAACCUAAUCAGAAGAUCCAAACAACGCCGUUGGAGCAACAGCUGGCAGCUACAACAAAAACUGACCACGUCACAUAGAGUUCACAUUCCGCUUUCCCAAACAGACAAACAAAAUGAGCAAAGUGACAUUUAAAAUAACACUCACGUCGGAUCCUAAGCUGCCAUUCAAAGUGCUCAGCGUGCCUGAAGCAACGCCCUUCACAGCUGUGCUGAAAUUCGCCUCCGAAGAGUUCAAGGUGCCCGCAGAGACGAGCGCCAUCAUCACAGACGACGGCAUUGGGAUUAGUCCUCAGCAGACAGCGGGCAAUGUGUUUCUCAAGCAUGGCUCCGAGCUGCGUCUGAUACCCAGAGAUCGUGUAGGCCACUAACCGAUCACCUAGACCUAUUAUUUUUGUAUUCAUGUAACAUGUAUAGAGAUUUUCCCCGCUAUUAAAUUUGUAAAGCUCGCAAACAUAAAA
Messenger RNA from Drosophila arizonae, 504 nucleotides. It is a transcript of the gene Ufm1, whose product is annotated as Ubiquitin-fold modifier 1. The record is from RefSeq and is a predicted model, not a curated record. Gene Ontology annotation, biological process: protein K69-linked ufmylation. NCBI's taxonomy places the organism in Eukaryota, Metazoa, Arthropoda, Insecta, Diptera, Drosophilidae. Gene Ontology annotation, cellular component: nucleus; cytoplasm.